Molecule: messenger RNA, 1885 nt
Organism: Capsicum annuum
Lineage: Eukaryota; Viridiplantae; Streptophyta; Magnoliopsida; Solanales; Solanaceae
Product: probable protein phosphatase 2C 27
Exons: 6
Coding region: 468-1631 (387 amino acids)
Biological process (GO): protein dephosphorylation
Molecular function (GO): cation binding; protein serine/threonine phosphatase activity
Source: RefSeq, a predicted model, not a curated record
UCAAAAUAUAUAUCAUUUGAUGUUUGAGUCCUAUCAUGUUGCCUUUUUACUGUUCACUAUUCAAUGACGUAAGAUGUCAUGUUCUUUUGUCUGAAGGAAAAGCCGUUUUUUUUUAAUUCACUAUUCUCCAGGAAGAACCGGUUACCAACCGCAAAUGCUUUGCUUCUUUAUUUUCUCUUUUUGAGUUGGAUUCAGCCUUUUCUCUUUUUUAGCAAUUUCCAUUCUUGGUUUCACCCCCUUAUUAUUACUACUUGCCUAAAAGGGCUAAUCAUUUCUGUCUUCCAUCCUUUUUGGGCGUUCACUUCCUAUCCUUCUGCCAAUUCAUUCUGGACUGCUAAAGGUUCAACCUUGACAAUUAUGCAGCAAGUUGUGUAACCAACUAAUUGAGCUACUAAGAUACCCCAUUUAAAAGGGUCUUGACUCUCCGUGGAUUAGAAUCUCCGAGGCUUCUGAAUUGAUGCCUGGGAAUGCAUAUGGCUGCAUAUACAGAUUUUUCACCACCAUUUGCUAUAGUAGAAGGGGGUCAUAGUAAGGAGAAUACAUCUGCUGUUAAGGAUGAAUUACUAGAGGGAUCGAACGAACUAAAGCAGACGAUUGAUAAACCACCACGAGAUCUCUCUGUUGUACAGCAUUCCGCGAGCUCUGCUGCACUUGUAGCGGAUACUGAUUUGGAUUGUGAAAUAACAGAGAAGGGUUUCCAGCACCCUUCAAAGGGACAAUCAGACUUUGAACCAAUAUUUCGUUCUGGAAGCUGUGCUGAGAAAGGACCCAAACAGUACAUGGAGGAUGAACACAUCUGUAUAGAUGAUCUAGUCAUACAUGUUAAUGAGAUUGCAGGUUCCACUUUCCCUGCAGCGUUCUAUGGGGUUUUUGAUGGCCAUGGGGGUACUGAUGCAGCACUAUUUGUGAGGAAUAAUAUCCUCAAGUUCAUAAUUGAGGAACCCUGUUUUCCUAUGUGUUUAGAGAAGGCAAUCAAGAAUGCUUUUUUGAAGGCUGACUAUGCCUUUGCCGACGAUAGUUCAAUUGACAUAUCCUCUGGCACCACGGCACUGACAGCUCUAAUGUUUGGAAGAACCAUGAUCGUUGCUAAUGCAGGAGAUUGUCGUGCUGUGCUGGGGAAACGAGGUAGAGCCAUUGAGUUGUCUAAGGACCACAAACCAAAUAGCGCAUCUGAAAGACAUCGAAUAGAAAAACUUGGAGGAGUCAUAUAUGACGGAUACUUGAACGGACAGUUGUCUAUAGCACGCGCCUUAGGAGAUUGGCACAUGAAAGGCCCAAAAGGUUCUCCCUGCCCUUUGAGUGCUGAGCCUGAGUUGCAGGAAACAUUGCUGACCGAAGAUGAUGAGUUCCUAAUCAUGGGUUGCGAUGGUCUUUGGGAUGUUAUGAGCAGCCAAUGUGCUGUUACAAUGGCCCGGAAAGAACUCAUGCUGCAUAACGAUCCAGAAAGAUGUUCAAGAGAACUUGUAAGGGAAGCCCUCAAGCGCAACACGUGUGAUAACUUAACGGUAAUUGUAAUUUGUUUCUCUCCUGAUCCUCCACCUAGGAUAGAAAUUCCUCCUGCUCGAAUAUGUCGAAGCAUAUCAGUUGAAGGACUCAAUCUUCUAAAAAGUGUCCUGGAAAGCAACUCAUGACAAGAUUCUGGGAAAUGAAUGGCCUACCCAGUAUAACUCCACCCACUCGGGGCGCGCUGUCAACUCGCUUAGCUGAUCGUAGUUUAUGAAAUCCUGUAUAUCGUAAAUCUGUUGUAUCGAUAUAAGAUUAGUGUGUGUACUCCAGCUGCAUUUCUUGUGUACAGAUUCAAGAGAGCAACUUGUUUAUCAUCCUUCAACUGUUUGUACAUUGGAUUAGUGCAUUUUCUGGACUAUUAAGUGUAUCUCUUCACCAA